CCCCCGGUGAUCAUUGUUGAUGAAGGCCCUGCCUCCGGGGCGAAUGAGGACAUGCAGGUGGCGAAAGUGCCGCCGGGAGUUCAGGGGCCAUCUUCCGAGGUCCUCAUGGUUUCCCUCCCGGCUGGUACGGCCGUGAUGAACGGUACGGCCGACCCGAGGGCGCUUCUGAGAGGCAUCACCCUCGAGAUUGACAGAGUAGCCCUCGGGGCUGAUGAAGACGAAGCCCUCGAGGACAGGAUCCUCCGGUCUUCCCUCACAACCUGCAUUGCCCUCGGGGAGCAAGCCCGGCGGCUAGAGGAGUGGCGCCUUCGCAAGGCCGAGCAGGAGGCCAAGAUGCGGGAGCUCAUCCGCCAGAAUGCAGACGCUGUUCGGCAGAUGGCUAUGCUGGAGGAGAGCCUUCGGCAGAUGACCCUGCGGGCGGAGGCCGCAGAUCGGGGUAGGGCAGAAGCCGAGAGGUCCGCAGCUGAGGCUUUG
Cuscuta europaea is the source of this 474-nucleotide messenger RNA. The record is from the annotation of a GenBank genome assembly. Lineage: Eukaryota; Viridiplantae; Streptophyta; Magnoliopsida; Solanales; Convolvulaceae.